This is a messenger RNA of Hirsutella rhossiliensis, 1461 nucleotides long. RefSeq lists its product as uncharacterized. NCBI's taxonomy places the organism in Eukaryota, Fungi, Ascomycota, Sordariomycetes, Hypocreales, Ophiocordycipitaceae. The record is from RefSeq and is a predicted model, not a curated record. The transcript has 2 exons. Bases 1 to 1461 code for a protein of 486 amino acids.
AUGACUAACCCAUCCCCGGGGCCUUCACUCCUUCAGGCCCGCGGCUCUGAACCGCACCCUCAUUCCUUAACCCAUCGUCGCCGCCACGACUCCACACACGGCCAUCACCACCACCGCCACCGUCGUCAGUCUCCCACCAGGAGCGAAGAGACGGCCGAGCAACCGGGCAGCGGACACGAGACGGGCGUCGAAGAACCUUCGGCCGCAACCCAAAAACCUUCAAUCGCAGACACUAACGACCUCGGGCCCCCCAAUGGCGUCGGCCCCAGCGAAAGCUCUGUCCAUGUUGUAAAAAGCGUUGACAGCUCAUCCCCAACCGAAGUCGUCCAUAAUGCCUCGUCACCCUCUCCGUUUAAUUCCACAAGCUCUGCCCUCUACCUUCGCAGCGCAAUCGAGACGCCCAAAACACUGCUCGCCGGCUCUGUGCUUGGCAAGACCGCCGCCAUCCCCACCACAGACACGCAGGCGACUGCCGCCAUCCCCACAGCAGCCCUGGAUACCAGCAGCGGCUCUGCCACGUCGUCGCCGACUGGCUCAUCGUCGGUUGUAGCGACGACCGACACUUCCACCACGGCGGCGGCGACGACGACGGACUUGACCUCGGCCACCAGCUCGACUGCCACUAUAUCCGCGACGGCCUUUUCGACCGCAACCACGCAAUCCGACGAGUCGAGCUUCGCUUCGGCCUCAACUUCGGCCUCGUCCCUUAGUUUGUCCGACACAACAUCGACAUAUUCGGACGGCGGUUUCGUGGCGCCUUCGGCUGCAGGAGGGGCUCGCCCGCCCCCUUCCUCGGAUGCAAAAACUAAUGCGGGCAGCGCACACGAUCCGGAGCCUCAGAAAGUGCGCAUAAUUGGAGGCGUGUUUGGCAGCGUCGCUGGCGUGGCGUUCUUAGCCGUCUUGGUGCUGCUGGUCCUCAGGUACAAGAAGCGUAGAGACGCCGGUACAUUGUUAGGAGGCGGCCGGCUGGGCUCGACGGCUUCUGGGACUUUGACGGGCGGAGACUCGAUGGCCAUGGCCGAAAGGUCCGGGCCUUUGGCGGUCUCUGCCCCCUUUUCCAGCUUGACUCGAAAGAGAAAUUCGCGUCAACCUUCUGACCCAGUGGAAGAAGGAGGUGAGAGGGGUUUCUAUCGUGUGGCCGGCAGGAAGCUACCUCCGGUUCUGAUCACCGGUGGCGAUGGAUAUUCGGACCCGCGUGAAAGCAUCAUGAGCGGCGGCUCGGACUACUACCGCGACUCACAAGCGUUCGACCUGGCCGCCGCAGGAGGCCCGCGCCAGCUAGCUCUUGGUGCGCCAAUGCGGCCGGUGAGUGGCGUGCCGAUUAUGCGCUCUGGCCCGGCCCGCACUCCGGUCACGGAAAACCCGUUUGUCGAUCCCUUGGUUCCUCCUGCAACGCAAGAUACGCCAACCCGUCGCCCGGUGUCGCGGGCGUCUGCGUCCAAGUUCCAUGAGAGCAUAUGA